This is a messenger RNA of Mucor mucedo, 2118 nucleotides long. RefSeq lists its product as uncharacterized. The transcript has a single exon. The record is from RefSeq and is a predicted model, not a curated record. Gene Ontology annotation, molecular function: protein binding. NCBI's taxonomy places the organism in Eukaryota, Fungi, Mucoromycota, Mucoromycetes, Mucorales, Mucoraceae. The coding region runs from base 127 to 2088 and encodes 653 amino acids.
GUAUAAACAACCUCAACCCCUUAAAAAAAAGCCACAUAUCCAAUCAGAAUCAUAUGAAAAAAUAAAAAAGUAAGGGAGGGUGUGUGACAGACAGGUCGUUUCUCAGGUUUAUUUUUUCCUUUUGACAUGUCAGCGGCUAGCUUAAAUUUGGAAAUAUUACUUUGUAUAUUCUCUCAUGUGGACAAAAGCACGCUGGAACAAUGUGACAAAGUUUGUAAAAACUGGAAACAUGCAGCAUCCAAAAGCACACUACUGCAACAAGUGGAACUUGAUAUAACAAAUAUUCCAGAAAUGAAGACAAUUUUAAGUUUAGGGUCAACCAACCUCCUGAAAGAAUUGAGUCGUUAUUCUUUAAUAAAGAAACUCACCCUCCAUAAUGACAUGUACAAUCCCGAUUGCGUGAUUGCUCCGUUGCAGUUUGCAAAACUUUUAGGUUACCUACCCAAACUUCAAGUCUUGGAAUUGCGGACAAAGCAUUACGAAAAAUACAUGAAGGUCGUAUCAAGUUUAGACCCGGCAGUGUAUCUGAGGCACAUUCAAGAUAUUACACCUCCCGAGUUCUUUUCUUAUGCGAGAAUACACCCAUCCGAACAUCAUUUUCAAGCUUGUUACAGGUUUCGUGCCACUUUAACCAUUCUUCAUAUGGUGGGCUGGAUGAAACACACGCGUGUCACCAAAAUUGACUAUGAAAACACGUGGUUGCUUUUAAGCCAUUUUACAGCACUCCGGCAAUUACAUCUGCGUCAUCCUUUGGAUGAUACCCUGACCAUCGAGCGUCUUUUGGAGGCUUCCCCGAAUCUAAACUAUCUCUUCAUCGAUGUAAAUUUAGCUCAAAGUGGAUACCCUGUUGAAAAUAAUGUCGCUUCCGAUGAUGUCCUCGCGCAGAACAAACCCAAGAACACCACCUUGACAAAAUUAUUUUUGAUGAUGCCUUCAGUAUCAAGGUCAGAUAUCACUUACAUCAAUGACCGUGUAUCCGAUCAAUUACAAGACAUCGUGAUGUUUUUUAAUACGGAUUUAAACGAAUGGAUAGAAUCAGUUGGUAUGGACAAUGCAGUAAAGCUGGCAAAACGCGCGAGUCAUAUAGACAAUGUUUCCAUCACGUUCAAGAAAAAAGAUUUCUGUCAUGGUGGUAACCGAUCCAAAACAAAUGUGUCGAAUAUGACGAAUUAUUUCAAGUUGUUCAACGUAUUUCGAGUGCAGAUCCCAACGUGUGACGCCAAUUUUGGCAAUACAAGUGCUUUACAAGAUCGUCACCUUUUCGAAUAUGCUCUACAAAAAUGUGAUUACUAUCGAGAAACUGAGGAUGGAGAACAUGUGAUUGAAAUUGCGUUACCGGAUAUCAGUACGUCCAUCAUUGGACCCGAAAUCUUUAAAAGUUUGAGAGUAGAGAUAUGUGAGCCUGAUGAAGCAUUAGUAGCCAAAUUCUUACAGUAUGCAAUGACGCAUUGUCCCGCACUGGAAAAAUAUGAUUAUAAUAAUUUCAUCUACUCGAAUGAAAGUAUUCGAAUCCAACUUCGUAGCAACCAGGAUGCUCGAGCGAUGUCUUCGAACAAUAUCAGUGUCAAACGUAGGAUGACCAUGCUAGUCACCGGAAGUGGUGUUCCAUCUAAAUCGGUCAUGGAUGAAAUAGCUUCUCAUGCGCCACUUAUUGAAAUGUAUUCUGUCAAUCAUAUCUCUCACACAUGGGUCAGUGAGCUCAAUCAUCCCAUCGAUAUAACAGGGUUCAUACAUUUGACUCGAUUCUAUCUGGACCUGGGUCGAUUUUUCUCUCGCGUUUGUAUAAAGUUUGCCGAUAGUGGAAAUGAAAGUUACUAUGAAUUUGACAGUGACGAUCAUCGAUUUUACGAGAUACUGUCGAUCAAAGAUGAGUAUGAAGAAUCAAAAAAUAUCAGAGGUCAAUGUGAGAGACAGGAAAGAAAAUUUAUGGCUACGAUCAUUUGUAACCAGAAUACAACACUGGUUUUCCGUUACGGCGAAAGUUCCAUCGUAGGGGAAGUGAAAGAGGGUCAACUUUGUGAUUAUGUCAGUUCGAGUCCUCAAUUGAAGAGCAAGUGCUACCUGUUGGAGAAAGUAGUUUAUACCUAGGACGGGAAUAAUGAUUUUUUUUUUCUUCAA